Odontomachus brunneus is the source of this 2530-nucleotide messenger RNA. RefSeq names its product TBC1 domain family member 23 (gene TBC1D23). NCBI's taxonomy places the organism in Eukaryota, Metazoa, Arthropoda, Insecta, Hymenoptera, Formicidae. The transcript has 9 exons. The coding region runs from base 378 to 2402 and encodes 674 amino acids. Gene Ontology annotation, cellular component: trans-Golgi network. Gene Ontology annotation, biological process: retrograde transport, endosome to Golgi. The record is from RefSeq and is a predicted model, not a curated record.
GUUAGAAUCAUUUGCAGUUUCAAACCACGGCUUGAAUACAUCUUGUUUUUUGCUUGUGAAUAUCGUAUUUUAAAAGCAUCACUAUUCGUUGAGAAUUCGCGCCACAUUCUCUGCGCACGCGAAUGAAACUUCGCCGGAAAGAUGGCAACUGUCUGUCAACAGCAGUUACGUUUUAUCAGCUACUAUGCUACUAGUUCAUUGAAAUCGAGAGUGGAAUUUGCAAAAUAUGAGAGCUGUCGCAACGAUUACGACGCGUCACGAAGAAUGCUGAGUUAUCGCGAGUGUUUUUUGCGUUGCGGCGAUUUUUAACGGACAUUACCGUUCUCCGUCUUUUCCCGCAGCACGUCGGUGGUUUCCUCGCCGUGACGUUUACCGCAAUGGCACUACAAGAGGACGAGAACACCUGGGUGUUGGAGUUAGAAGCAGCGCUUUUGGAUACAGAGGCACCAUCUGCAUCUGACAUAUAUGCUAUUUGUAAGGGCCAAUCAGUCCCUGCAAACUUGAGGCCAGAAGUCUGGCAAGCUUGUCUCUUUGUGACUGAAAGAGGUGACCAAUUAAGCCAUUUUAAUGAAGUCUUUGAUUUACCUGAACAAAAUAUCAUUCGUGAUGAUUGUCAACAAUUGGUUGCAAAGCUUGGGAAUGAUGAUGAAGACAAAGUUUCUGUAGUCUCUGAUCUUGAAUCUAUAUUAACAUUUUACUGUAAAACUAAAUGUAAACAAUAUGAAAAAGGAAAUGGAUGGUUGGAAGUACUGGGUCCUUUGAUAGCAUUAAAGUUGCCGCGUGCUGCAACUUACAAUCUUUUUGAGGCAAUAAUAGAUAUUUAUAUCCCAAGGGGUGAAACGUAUAGUUCAGUUUUACGAUUGCUGCUGCUUUACCAUGAGCCAGAACUAUGCUCUUUUUUGGAUACGAAAAGGAUAUCACCCGACCAAUAUACGAAAAUAUGGAUGAAUACACUUUUCGCCGGUGUCUGUUCGUUGCCGGCGAUUUGCACAAUGUGGGAUCUAUAUUUCAUGCAAGCCGAUCCAUUUUUCAUGCUGUUUCUCUCGCUUAUUAUGGUGAUAAAUGCCAGAGAACAAAUCUUGAGCAUGAAGGAUGAAGAUAAGCAAAGCAUAAUAGAUGCUAUUGCAAUAAUGCCGUGCGCUCUGGAAGCAGAUGACGUAACUGACUUCUGUUCUUUGGCGCAAUACUAUGCGAUGAAAACACCAACGUCAUUCAAACAAGACUUAUAUCCCGUGAUGUUUGGCGAUAGUUUGGACGAGAAGUUAAUAUCCCAUGCAUUGUGUCUACCUGUGUCGGCGCAAGAAUUAGUGGAGAAUGCCAUCGAAGCUCCAUCCGUACUUAAUAGUGCUGUCGAGUCUGUUAGAUUCUUUCUCGUAGAUUGCAGACCUGCUGAGCAAUAUAACGCGGGUCAUCUACCGACCGCGUUUCAUCUAGAUUGCAACUUGAUGCUGCAAGAACCUGCUGCGUUUGCCACAGCAGUACAAGGCUUGCUGCAAGCCCAACGUCAAGCGCUUGCAGUUGGUUCACAAGCUGGCGGGGAACAUCUUUGCUUCCUGGGAAGUGGUAGACAAGAAGAAGAUCGUUAUACUCACAUGGUAGUGGCAUCCUUUUUGCAGAAACAUACGCAAUACGUCAGCAUGGUCACGUCUGGAUAUCAAGCCAUUCAUGAAUAUUUUGGUGAUGAAGUAGUAUCAAAUCUGGUUGAUCACAAUUCGCAACAUUGUCUGGUGUGCAAUACUAAUAUAUUGGAAGAAAACUCGAAUGAGGCGAGUCCAAUUAAAGUAAAAAACAAUAAUUCGGACCUUCUGGGGAAGAUUGGAUUGGCCAUGAAACUAAAGAGCCAGGAAGUAAAGGGAAAGCUGUUCGAUUAUAUCGUUAAUCCUUCAGCAAGCGUGAAUAGCAAUAUAGAGAAGAAAGACGGCAAAGAUUUGGACUAUAUUAAACGUCAGAGAAAAACUGCGCCUGUGUUUAGUAUAGACGAUGAUCAAGAAUUAGAUAUGACUAUGACCAAUAACGAAAGCGAAGAGCCUAUUGAAGUGGUAUCUAUACAGCAAUGGAUGAAAGAUCCUAAGUUAUUACAUUCCUUCAAAUGCCAAGAAGUAAAAGUUAAUGGUGAUCUCUGUGAUAGUCAACUGCUGGUUACCGAUAGUCAUCUUAUAGUACUGCGUGAAAUUCAAGAGCGAAAAGGUGCCGCUCAUGUGAUCGUGAAACGACCCUUAACAAGCAUCGUUAAGAUAACAUCAAGGAAGCGACACGCGGAUCUGAUAACUUUCAAAUAUGGUACAACGCAAUAUAAUGACACGGUUAUUUCCGAUAUGGACAAGUUUCUUAUACCCAACGCGAGUGAAGCUACCAAAUUGAUUACUCAACAGAUUAUGAAACAAUUAAAAACAUCAGACUAAUAUAUAUCAGAUACGUAUUUUAUAGAAUAAUUUCAAGUCACUGUACAGUUGUCAUCAAGUUUAAUUUGUGACAAUUUUCCCGAAAAGAAAAAGAAAGUUAAUUUUCAGUAAAUGUAAAGUAUAUGAUA